Molecule: messenger RNA, 297 nt
Organism: Fusarium poae
Lineage: Eukaryota; Fungi; Ascomycota; Sordariomycetes; Hypocreales; Nectriaceae
Exons: 1
Coding region: 1-297 (98 amino acids)
Source: RefSeq, a predicted model, not a curated record
AUGGACGAUGAAACUCGCAAAAAGUUCAAACAAGAACUUGAAAAUAUGAUCAAGGAUGCGACUGGAAAGGAGCAAGCGGCUCGGGACCUGCAGCGUCAAGCUGACCAGAUGAGAGAUAUGAUGGAGUUGCUUUCUGAACGCGGCUCAAGCUCCCGAUCACGAAGAAACAAAGGGGAAGCGGCCGAUAUGGAAACCCAGAUUAUGCAGUUAGAGCAGCAAGCAGUUAGACAAUUGGAAAUCGUCCAGGAUCUAUGGAAUAAGAUACAUACGAUGCAAGAGGAGGAGCAGAGACAUUGA